CCGCUUCGCUCCGCCAGCACGCGAUCAGUCUUUGUCGGGCGUUCGUACACAGUAUACGCGUCGAGCGAAACUUGGUUCGGCGAGAGCGAUCGGCGCGAGUGUCACAGUGCUACAAGUGACCAAACAAAGUGAACGCAGUGAUUUUACCAUUCGAAGGAUACCCACGAGCAAAUCUGGAGCGAUACGUUAACUUUAGGAGCGUUCGCGUGUGUGAUGCAGCGAUGUCGGUGGCGGUGAGGGCGGCGCUCCUCUGCGCUUGCGCACUGAUGCUGCAGCAAGCAAGCGCGGAGCUCAGAGGGAGGUGUCCGGCGCAAGAAAGCGCGUGCCCUGCGCGUGCGACGCCGUGCACCACGGACGAUGAGUGCGGAGAGAAAAUAUGCUGUUCCACGACCUGUGGUCGCGCCUGUGUCGACCCACUUUUCACUGGAUGUGAGAACGUGAAGCUAUCAGCAGAGCGGAUAUCCCGUGCCUUAGCUGCAGACAACACCCGCGGUGGCCGGGGCAAGCUGCCAGCCAUGAGGACUCCUCGGUGCAGGUUCACGGAUGGAGAGUUUGAGGAGAUCCAGUGUGACAACGAAAUCGUUAGCACGUGUUGGUGUGUUGAUGCUGCUGGGUUUGAGUUACCAGGAACCAGAGCACCCGCCGCAGCCCUAGUCAACUGCUCCCGAAUAGAUCCUUGCGCUGCACAUACCUGCAGAAUGUUGUGUCCUCUCGGCUUCGAGCUCGACCAGCGAGGGUGUCCGCUGUGCAAGUGCAGGGACCCUUGCUCCUCAGUCACCUGUCCUGGACAGCUUUCGUGUCAGUUAGAAGAGGCGCCAUGUUUGAAACCCCCGUGUCCUCCAGUGCCUACCUGUAAACGCGGUCGCAGUUUAAAGAAUAUCUGCCCAGUGGGAGAGCCUCUGUUGAUAUCGGAGACUAGUAGACCGUUCUUGUGUGGAACUGAUCCUGGGAAACCAAACUGUCCACCUUUGUACAGGUGUCUUGUUGAAUCAGGAAAUGACUAUGGAGUAUGCUGUCCAGCGUCUCUAGAACUCCAAAAAGCCGGAACAUGCCCCGCUCUGAACAACGUGGAGGAAUGUGGAUCUCCAUGUACCCACGACUUGGAAUGCCCCUCAAUGCAGAAGUGCUGUGACAAUAGCGAAUGUGGAAAGCAUUGUAUUCUACCACAUAAUGUGACAAUGUGCUCGCAGCAGAAGAUGUUGGCGGAGUUACUGGUUGUUAGUGAAAAGGAGGGAAGAGGUUAUGUGCCCCAGUGUGGUGAAGAUGGAUCCUUUGUAUCUAGGCAGUGCUCUAGGAAUGGAUUAGUUUGCUGGUGUGUUGAUUCAGAAGGCAACAAACUCCGAGGUUCUAUGGGUCCUUCGUCAUCAGUGAAAUGCUCCUCAACACCUCUUCCAGCCCGAAGUGGUGCCCGUAGCUUAGAAUCCUGUGCCCGAGCGCUAUGUGCCGCAGUUUGUGAAUACGGAUAUAAGACCGGGGCUGAUGGGUGUCCUACUUGUGAAUGUGAUGAUCCUUGUGCAGGCUACCCUUGUCCUGAAGGCGAGGAGUGCAUCAGAGUUAGGGACGCUCAGUGCUCCGGAGAUCUUUGUACAGGAUAUCCAGUGUGUCGUCCAAAAGUAUCGUACGAGAACCCUUGCGAGGUCGGUGCUCCGGCUACCGAUAGUAACGGCGUCCCAGAGACCUGCGGUGCUGAUGCUGACUGUCCUGACAACCAUGCGUGCACCAGGUCCAAGAGAAGUGGUACCGCCGUAUGCUGCCCAGACCCUCAUUAUUUCGAUAAUGUCACUGAAUCUGAUGUUAUGGAGAUAAACUUCGAGUCAUGCGGUGUGGAGGCUGAAGCGGUAUGUGGUCUGAACUCCACCGUGGCUUGUCCUGAAGGCGACUGCGAUAGCGACAUGGUAUGCUGUACAACCGCUACCUGUGGCCCAGUGUGUGUCGACCCUGCUAAGAUGAAGCUACAGACUGAUAGAGUUGAUGAUACUCCUACAAUGUGCGAAUACCUCCGCGAUUUCGACGAGAAGAUGGAAGGCACAGUCGACGGCAUGAAGCUAGCUCUACCAGCCCCGACCUGCAAGUCCGACGGCUCCUUCACAUCCCAGCAGUGUGCUAACGGCAGAUGCUGGUGUGUUGAUAGCUUCGGCACGGAGAUACCUGAGACUAGUACGAGGAAUGCUUCCGCUGUGGAUUGUGAUAUGGUCCGCAGCAACCUCUCCUGCCUCGAACUAACCUGCCGCAUGGGCUGCGACUACGGCUUCGAGCUGAACUCCCAGCGCUGCCCCACGUGCCGCUGCCGCGACCCUUGCGCCGGGGUGACGUGUCCUGCAGGCCGCGCAUGUGCUACGGUCGAUGUGGCUUGUGAUGCUGAUUAUUGUCCGCCGGUGCCUGCUUGUCUGCCAAAGAAGCCAGGCCAAUGUCCCUACUUAGUGCCUUCCAACGGUGCUUGCGAGUGGUCGUGCCGGACGGACGCGGAGUGCGGGCCCACAGAGCGCUGCUGCGCGACUGGCUGCGGCACUGCUUGCACGCAGGCCGUGCAUCAGACUGCUUGUCAGCAGAGAAGAGCACUAGCUCUCCAUACAGCGGCUGAGACUGGCAACCCACCUGCUUGGACCUGGGUACCAAAGUGCAAAGAGGACGGAGCUUACGAAACUGUGCAGUGCAGGGGAUCAGACAAGGCUUGCUGGUGUGUCGACGCUGCGGGUAAUGAGAUCCACGGUACCAGAGUAACAAACUCCACGCCGAACUGUGAGCUGCCUAUCGCGUGCCCCAAGCCGAGCUGUGUAGACGAUCUGAUAUGUUCACAUGGAUGGGAGCUGGACAGCAAGGGCUGUCCCACGUGCGAGUGCAAGGAUCCCUGCUCCGAAGCUAACUGUAGACCUGAUGAAACUUGUGAACUUGUGCCUUUGGAGUGUGAGGGUGAAUCCUGUCCGCCUCUGGCGCGUUGCAACCCGGCCCCACAAUGCCCUGACGGCAAGGAACCUCUACGUGCUCCGGAUGACUCGGGCCCCCUGGUGUGUGGGCCCAGUGCGGCGGCCUGCCCUUCCACUCACGCCUGUCGAUUUGCUCCUCACGAUUCUACACCGUCUGUCUGCUGUCCUAAGCCACGUACAGUAUGUUUCGAAAACAAAGACGAAGGAAGUUGCACAGAAGGCGAAGUAUUAAACACGACGAGAUGGCACUUCAACCACGCACGGAACCGUUGCGAGCGGUUCAAAUACCACGGCUGUUCCGGCAACCAUAAUAACUUCCGCACUAAAGAAGAGUGCAAUAACGUGUGUCCUGUGGAAGGGGGUGCUGCGAGCUUGAGAACUAAAAAAAGGAAGACUAGCCACACAUUAAAAGAAGAAGUGUUGAGUCCAUGUGAGAGGCUUAGAGAGAAGAAUGAGGUAGCAGCUCAGAAGUACGGCAAAGGUACCUUCAUACCUAAAUGCGACGUAUCUGGUGCCUGGGAACCUGUGCAGUGCAUGUCACAUAUUGAUGUGUGUUGGUGUGUAAGCGCUCGCGGCGAACCUCUGAAAGGAUCGUUAGUGCGCGGCGCCAAACCUUCAUGCAACUUCAGGCAGGCACGCAAGUGGGUGCCAAGAGACCCGCUCGAUGAACGAGCCAGAGCUGACGAAGUACUGGAAGAACUAAUAAGACAAAUGACAGCAUACAGAGUAGACGAAUAUGACGAUGACGAUGAUGACGAAGAUGAAGAUUUCGAGAUGGACGGCGAGGUUCGGGAUGACGAAUCAUUAGACAAAGUGCUUCAACAAGCGGGAGAAAAAGACGAAGCCGUAUUAGUGUCGGAGGUCGUGGAGCCCAAAGUAGCGGACACCGCGAGAAGAUUGGAGAAACAUUUAGAAGUCCAUUUGGAUAAGAUCGUGUUUAGGACUAAGUGUCAGAUGAUGCAGGAGGAAAUUGAAAACGGUGGUGAAGGACAUCGGCCCCGCUGUCUGGAAACCGGAGAAUUCUCUCCUCGACAAUGUUCCCGUGGAAGAUGUUGGUGUGUUGACGCAGCUGGACAGAGGAGACAACAUGCGGGACCUGUUAACGACGCCCCGGCACCCGAUCCUUGUGAACAAACCCAAAUAGAAACAGCAAUACUAGAGCUAGAACUCCUCAACGUGGACCAGGAAAGCGCGGAAAUGGCUCGCGCGGCGCUCACGGCCAGACUCGCAGCACUAGGAGCCAGGGUCCCUGUCUCCGUGUCAAGGGACCGCGCCUCCGCCAAGCUCAGGGCAGUGCUCACUGGACCCAGAGCUGUGGAUUAUGUCUAUCAUAUUGAGAACUUGGUGAAACAAGAGAAACUUUCGAAUGGCAUGAAGUUGGCCAAUCCAAUGGUGCUGGGCGCUGACGUCAUCCGCAGCGAGUAUCGCCUCACGUCGCCCAACAAGGCCGCCAUGCAACAGCGGGAGAUACUCAGCGAGUCUACUGUAUCAGCGACCACCUCCUACCACACAGCACUCAUAGUAUUAGCAGCCACUUCAGCGUUCAUCAUCAGCGUGUUAUGUGUUCUCGUGAUGCUCUACCGCGCGAGAUUACAACGCGAGCCACAGAAAGCGGAACGGUUUCUUCCCGCCGCACCCCCAGUCUACGUCCUCUCUGCUGACGAGAAAGCCGAACUAGCGAGAGUCCUACACGCUCCCCCUCCCCCUAUCCCACCCCUACAUGACGACCAAGCAAGAGUAUAACCGUAAGACAUUAUAUAUGCUUUAAAACUUUACUGUAGAAACAUGGAUAUGACAACUCAAAUUUCCCGCUAAAGUAAAAUGGCGCAGAAUGUGUUGCCAAGUAGUAAAAGAAAGACUCAAAGAGUAAACUUUUGUCUAUGAUCAUCGGGCAAAGGUGACAAUAAAAACAUAAGGCCGGGAUCAGACUUUCAGCACACGAAUUUAUCUGCUAGUUAUUGACUUAAAGUAUAAUAUUGAUUCUAUUUACAUAAUCAACUUAUUCAAUUUACACAAUUAGUGAAGAAUCUAGAAUAUUGACUUUAAUAGAUAUCUUGAUCUAUUUAUUCACUUUUGCCGAUCACCAAACAUCAUGUUUGGUUUAACAGAAAUGUCAUAUCUAUGUGAAUGUGGUAAUUAACGGUAUUACUUGAAUACUGUAAAGGAUGGUUUAUCUACGUUACUCGUUAAUGAAGCUAUUGUAAUGAUAGUACAGGUACUAAAGUAAUUAUAGGGUCCAAAAUAAUAUUGGCUAGAAUUUUGAGUAACGUAGUCGUAUUCAAUAAAUAUCUUACCUCUGUAUUUGUAAUUUUAUAUACUUACCAUGUACUUAUCAUAAAAAAAAUAUCACACUAGUAGACUCAUUAUGAAAUCGACUAACAUUUUGAAAUUUAAAAGAUCAAUAACUGAUAUUAGUGUAAAUUGAAAAUCGAAUUGUAAGUACAGAGUUAAGUUUAUAAGACAUCAAUCAGAUGUUGUGAAUGAACGUAAGUAUGAUAUGAUUAGAGACUGAUAGGUGAUGGUCGCAUUCUCCUGAAAGAAUCUCUGAUAUAUCCUGUAAACUAUGCGGUAGUUACAGACUUCAUUUCGAUACAUUAUGGACUUCUACUAAGACUUACUGGUGGUCAUAAUAUAAGCAGGCAAUACCACAAACAAAAUUGUAACUACCGCAAAGUAUGUAGUAGGAUCUAUAAUUUCCGAUUCUAGGAAACUAUGACAUGCAUAAUAAUGAAGUGAAAUAUUAUAUGUAAAUGUGUUGUCAUAAUUUCUAAGAUUCAGAAGCAAAGUAUCUUGUUAUGUUUUAUAUUAGUGUAAGAAACUAUUAUUAAGUAAGCGCAGAGGCGCGCGUAAAUUAAUACUACGCGCGCCUUUACGCACUCUUUAGUUCCUCUCGUUGAGUCUCGCUCUCCUAUAUCCCUACAAUAAUAAAAUAAAACCUUAUAGUCCACAAUUUUCCGCAAAAUAUAUAAAAAAAAACAUGGAAUUUAUUUACACCAAUCAAGAACGCGGCUCGACGUAGAACUAAUCUAGUCUGUUUUUUAUUCAUGAUCCCUUAUUCACCCCAUCAUUACAAAUCAUCUAUUUCCCUUUGUAUUUGUAAAUAAGUAUAAUAUUUAUUUAAGUACCACUGUAACUUUCAUCUGAACCAAAUUAUACACAUUUGACAGGCAUUCCCAUUUUAUGAUUAGUUAUGUUUAAGUUUGAACCAACUUUCUUAGCACCCAUUUAUUGAAAAAGUCUCGAAAUAAAGAAUUUAUAAAUAUUA
This is a messenger RNA of Helicoverpa armigera (cotton bollworm), 6189 nucleotides long. Its product is annotated as extracellular matrix protein A. The transcript is spliced from 25 exons. NCBI's taxonomy places the organism in Eukaryota, Metazoa, Arthropoda, Insecta, Lepidoptera, Noctuidae. The record is from RefSeq and is a predicted model, not a curated record. Gene Ontology annotation, molecular function: serine-type endopeptidase inhibitor activity. The coding region runs from base 222 to 4667 and encodes 1481 amino acids. Gene Ontology annotation, biological process: cell-matrix adhesion. Gene Ontology annotation, cellular component: extracellular region; basement membrane.